AUGGCUAAUUAUGCCGCACCCACAGAACAAGAGAAAGUCCUUGAGGCGUACCGCCGCCUCACGCGCGAUCAACUCCUCCUCUUCCUCCGCAUCCGCAACCUCCCCAUUACCGGCUCCGACUCCGAGCUAGCCUCGCGCCUCGCACAAUUCGACAUCCACACCUACCACCUCUCCCAUCCCCAGCGUUCUACAUCUAUACAGGACGAAACCCCCGAUGCGACCAAGGUGCGCAGUCGCCAAGUGCUCGCGCCCGACCUUCCCGUUGAGAUACUUGCGGACAUCAUGGAUCAAGUCGGCGACUGGGAGCUCGCUAAAGCUGUCGGCGUUCCUACCUCCCUCCCACCACCCCAGCCAUGGGCGCGCGCGCACUCGUCCGACUACGCCAUUCUCUCCGGAUACAUCCCCCUUAUCCGCGCGGCCGAUCCAGCCACCCACCGGCCCACGCGCGUGAGCGCCGUGCUCGUGGUACGAUUCAGCUACGUGCACGUCCUCGAAUACUUCUUCACCCACCACCGCGCGCUCUUCCUCUCCCUCUACAAAGACGACCUGCUCCCCAUCACCGCGUCGCUGCACGGUCGCACGGCCGUGCUCUCCUGGUGGAAGUACACGCACGACGCGCAUCCGGACAUCCUCCCGCCGCCCAGGGCGCGCUCCGUCGCGGAGGCCAUCGACGGCGCCUCGCGCCACGGCCAGGUCGCGUCGCUCGACUGGUGGCUCAACUCGGGGAUCCCGCUCGAGUACACCGAGGCCGCGCUCGAGAGCGCGUCGCAGAAGAACCGGAUCGCGGUCCUCGACUGGUGGAAGGACAAGGCGAAUUCCCCGCUCUGGCGGCUACCGCUCAAGAUCGGGCGCGUGAUGGACAUGGCGAGCACCGCCGGCAACCUCGACGCGCUCGAGUGGUGGGCCGCGUCCGGGCUGGAGCCCAAGUACGACCGCCAGGCGCUCUACCACGCCAGCUGCCACGGCAAGGUCGAGGUCCUGCAGUGGUGGCUCGGGAGCGGGCUCCAGAUGGUGCUGGAGUGGUGGGACAAGAGCGGGUUGCCGAUCCAGUACCGGAUGUGCGACAUCGAGGAGGCCCUGGAAGACGCCAUCGGCGGCGGGGAGAAGGCGCGAGAGUGGUGGCGGAAGAAAGGCGUCGACUUCAACGCGAACGACAAAGACGUCCUCCCGGUGCGCGCCUACCGCCAAUGGGAAUCGCUUCUAUAA
This is a messenger RNA of Epithele typhae, 1206 nucleotides long. RefSeq lists its product as uncharacterized. The coding region runs from base 1 to 1206 and encodes 401 amino acids. The record is from RefSeq and is a predicted model, not a curated record. NCBI's taxonomy places the organism in Eukaryota, Fungi, Basidiomycota, Agaricomycetes, Polyporales, Epitheliaceae. Gene Ontology annotation, molecular function: protein binding. The transcript has 4 exons.